This is a messenger RNA of Monosiga brevicollis MX1, 2081 nucleotides long. RefSeq lists its product as uncharacterized. NCBI's taxonomy places the organism in Eukaryota, Choanoflagellata, Craspedida, Salpingoecidae. Bases 8 to 1999 code for a protein of 663 amino acids. The transcript has 2 exons. The record is from RefSeq and is a predicted model, not a curated record.
ACGUUCAAUGAUGCCAAACAAUCGGAACGCUACGGCCAGAGAAAGGCUGCGAAAAAAACUUUCCGACCGGCAGAAACUUGCCACGUUGCGGGCCAUGAUAGCAGGCUUCUUGGCCGAUCAUGCUCUUUUUGAAAUCAAGCAAAACAACAGCGGCGACCUUUUUACGUAUAAUGCGCUCAUGACCUGGCGUCCAACGGUCGUUAAAGCGAUUUCGAAAGAGCUGUCGACUGAUCACCUGACGUCGAUCCAGGCACGUUUGAAAGACGAACAUGAACAGCGUCUGCGCGAGCUCAUCAUCGAGCAAGAUGGCGACGAUGAUAAUCAAAAGCUUCAAAAGUUUGUGCGAGACUUUCUGAUCAACGUCGGACAAGCAAAUGGCCAAAAUAUUUCCAUCAAGUUGAAUGGUGAAGUUGCCAUUGAUUCGGAUUCGCUCGAUCCUGAAGUGCGCCACAAGGUCGAGGCUUUUUUUGGACGUCGUGUGGGUGCCAUCCGAAUUCCCAGCGAAAAAGUUGUUGCCAACAAUGCCCCCACGAAUCUGUCUUCUGUCUUGAAAGCUGCCUUGGGUCACGUUGAUGCUAAUGGGCGCGAAGACGCGGUCAGAAAUAUCAUUAAGGGCAUUACGAAUCAAAAGAACAAGAAGCUUUGGACCAAUUGCCAUGCGAGCGUUCUGGACACUGUGCUCGUAUGGAACAUACACGCGAAGCUGGCUGAAUCAUAUGCAGAAUGGUGCCAAGGUCCCUCUCGAUAUGACACACAAACGAUCCUGUGCGAGAAGCUCAGCGCGGUAGCAGGUGGCCUAUUAGUGCACAAUCAGCUCUCAAGGCCAGUCCUGACUGAAGACGUCUUGGAGGCAACGGCAAGCUUGUUUGAAAAACAAAUUGGUGUUUCUCAAUGGAAAGAAACGCUUUCAAGCGUGCUCGCAGCUCUCAAGACCAAGCGAAACAAAUCGGUGGCUCAUGCGAUUCAACGUGCAAAAGUUCAAGAGGACAACCCAAACACAGGCGCAUCAUUUCUCGCCCUAGAUCAAGCACGGCUGAGCAGCAACGUUGCUGGGUUGUGUUGGCAAAUGCCAUCCAAACCAUCAAACAUCGACUUGAAACAUUUGUUCGCACACGUCAAUGGAGUGUCGAGCAUCCUUUUGUAUGAUCUUGGCUUCAAGUCCUACUUUCGCCCGACCGACGCAAUCCCCGUCAACUUUCGAAGAGUUGACCGGCCACAGAACAGCGAUCCUCCUGUCGAUUUUGAAUGCAAUGCUCUUUUUUAUCUCAGCCCAAGCUCCUGCAAGCUUCAACUGGCCUUGCGUGAUGCGAUCAUUGUUCGUGACGUAGCGCAGACCGUCUGCAACAUCAGUCAGGCAGGCACAGAUCUAUGGCCGACCACACACGGCGUGAAGGAAAGUUUGGUUGAACUCUCUUUUCUCGCCGCCAACAUAUUGCAUCCAUCCAUUCUGAAAGAUUGCCCCUGGCUCUUUGACGCGGACAACUCCUUUAAGGUUCUAAGAAAUCGCUUGGAGAAGCUUCACGACUACUUUUUAGGGCAUCCGACCCAACGCUUGUUUUUCAAAAAACAGGCGUCUGGAUUUCUAGAGGAGACAAAUGAAUGUCUUUUAACGUUCAAAAAAGCAAGCAGCCUGAUCGCCUUGUGCAAAACAGUCAUCACCAAGAUUAUUACAAGAGCAGAUGAUGACUGGACCGUUGACAGGCUUGUUGAGCGAAGCAAAAAGACUCAACUCAAUAUCGUGAUCAAGUGUGACCCCCCAUCCACGCAGGUCAAAUGCAAAAUCAACGAGCACGAUGCCCCUCAAGACCUGGUGGUUGAGGCUGACAUGGAGCCUGCAGAUGAUACAAGUAUCAUGUGUCUGACUCAGACGGUGAAUGCCGACGUUCGCUUGAGCAUCGAGAUCACAAUCAAUCGUGAAGGAGCUGAGCCACAGGUGUGCCAGCUUGACUAUACCCCAGUGGGCGCACUUCCCGUGGAGCCUUUGUACAUCAACAUCUAACAACCCGACACCAAUGCUUUGAAGAACUGCUCGAUGUUUUAGUGUCUCGCUCCUUCUGCUCCCAAAUUGAUACCUUUGGAUG